This is a messenger RNA of Serpula lacrymans var. lacrymans S7.9, 1722 nucleotides long. RefSeq lists its product as uncharacterized. The transcript has 10 exons. NCBI's taxonomy places the organism in Eukaryota, Fungi, Basidiomycota, Agaricomycetes, Boletales, Serpulaceae. Gene Ontology annotation, molecular function: FAD binding. The record is from RefSeq and is a predicted model, not a curated record. Bases 1 to 1722 code for a protein of 573 amino acids.
AUGACUACCAUUCCAGUCUUAGUAGUCGGUGCUGGCCCUUCAGGCCUUGUGGCAGCUCUGACGCUCCUUCGCAAUGGUAUUCCUGUCCGUAUCAUAGACAAGGAAUCGAAAUAUCGUGUAGGUCAGCGCGGUGGAGGCAUCCACGUACGAUCUACAUUCUUUCAUUCUGCCAUAUAUGCUUGGCUAAUAGCCACUGUCCGUCAUCUCCAGCCCCGUUCGCAAGAACUUUUCAGAUUUCUCGGUGUCCCCGAAGUUGAUCAGAUGUUAAAGCCAUUUUUGCCGAUGCAAACUUAUAAACCGGGCACUGUUGAGCCUCUCGCAAGUUUCCCGAUGUUUCCAUAUACCGAGCCAACAGCGGCUAUCCCUUAUUACAAUCCUGCUGCCUUAGGCCAAGAGACACUCGAGCGCAUCCUACGUUCUCAUAUACAAAAGCUAUCAUGCACUGUUGAACUUGGCACAGAGCUCCGUUCCAUCGAGCAAUAUUCUGACCAUGUUGUGGCGCAUGUCGUGAGGAAAUUGGAUAAUGGCAAGGAGGUCUUCGAGGUUAUCCAAGCCAACUGGCUUAUUGGAUCAGAUGGAGCUAGAGGUGCUGUUCGCAAGCAGCUGGGAUUAACAUUCUUGGGAGAAUCAUACUAUGAUAAGCAUUGGUUGACAGGAGACAUACGUUUGCAUGGACCAGGGAUCGACAGAGAGCAUUGGCACAUCUUUGGGGAUUUCAAAGCUGAUGCUGUCGUGUUACGUCCUACAGACGAAAUUGCACCGGAUGGCUUCCAGUUUGUGGUUUCAGGUCGAAACAUCGACAUACCUAAGUUAGCUUCCAGCGAGGAAGAGCUUUUGAAGGUGUUCUCGUCUUUGAUCAAAACCGAUUUGACUAUUGAAAAGGUGAUGUGGAGCUCUGAGUACAGGCCGAAUGUCCGGAUGGUGAAUAAGCUUAGGGAGGGCAGAGUCUUUGUCGCAGGAGAUGCAGCACAUAUACACCCCCCUUCAGGUGGACAGGGGCUCAAUUCGAGCGUGCAAGACUCUUUCAACCUGUGCUGGAAGAUCGCGCUGGUCGAGAAGAACAUUUCACCUGUCUCCAUCCUCGAUACGUACAACACAGAGCGCAUUCCUGUUAUCGCAGAGAUGCUUAAUUUGACGAAUGUGCUUUUUAACAAAGGCAAAGAUGUCCAAACGGCUGCAGCGCGCUUCCAACGUGGAGAACAGGUAUACAUGCUUGGUGUGAACUGCCGUGGGAGCCCCAUUGUGUUUGACGAGUUCGUGACGGAUGCGAAACCCGCUGAUUCUUAUAGGCUUAUUCAAGAUGGAUGUCUUCAGGCAGGAGAUAGGGCCCCUGAUGCCCCUGGCCUUGUAGAUAUCAUGUACCCGGGUGGUACAACGACCACACGCCUAUUCGACAUCUUCCAGCCGAUUUAUCACACAGUUCUCGUCUUCACAGCAGAUUAUACCACGGUCGCACAGAUCGUCUCUGCUCUUGGGUUGUACGAUUCCAACGUUAUUCGAACCGUCGUAGUCCUUCCUGCAAACGCGGUUACCACCGAUGAGUCCGUGUCCACCCCUGCGAAUUUAACGUUGAUGGAUCAAAAUUGCCACGCGUAUGCUGGAUAUGUGGUUGGGGAUAAGCAGACAAGGGUUGUUAUUGUGAGGCCGGAUGGUGUUGUUGGUGCAAUAGUGCGGGGGGAGGAAGGAUUGAAAAAAUAUUUCAACGGUAUUUUUGUAGCUUGA